Molecule: messenger RNA, 1482 nt
Organism: Rhodamnia argentea
Lineage: Eukaryota; Viridiplantae; Streptophyta; Magnoliopsida; Myrtales; Myrtaceae
Exons: 2
Coding region: 66-1295 (409 amino acids)
Source: RefSeq, a predicted model, not a curated record
UCCCUCCCUGGCUGCGUUUUGGUUAACCCUCUAUAAAAAUCGUACCCUUCGUUGUCAUCGUCGCUAUGGCAUCUUCAGCUCACAAGCAGCAGCACCACCACAUCGCGGACAUGUACGGCGCCACCUCGGCGCCGCCGCCGACUCCGUCGACUCUCUCCUCCGCCGCCGGGACGGACUCCGUCGCUGCUGCCGACUUCCUCUCGCGGCUCAUCCACCGCCUCCCCCCCGCUCUCUCUCUCCCCGCUCGCCUCUCUCCAACCACAACCGAUAACCCCCCCAACUCCUCCUCCGCCGCCGCCGCCCAUGCCGCCAUCUCGAGCGUGUCCUGGUCGGAUGAAAAGAACGCUUCCUUUUUCGAGAACCUCUCAUCUGCUUCAUCUGUAGGGUUCUUCCAGAUGACCGGUCAUCCAGUAUCUUCCGAACUCGCUCGCUCAGCUGAGUCGGAGUCGCUUGCUCUCUUCGACCUCCCCGUUGACCAGAAAGAGCUGUACUUCCCAAAGAACUGGCCUUUCGGGUACGAACGCGACGAAGACGACGACAGACUCGGUGAGUGGUUCUGUUUAGAUUCGCUGUGUUCUUGCUCCGCCGGGUCAAGCGAGUUGAAGCUAGAAUCGCUGCGUGAGCUCGCUCUGACGAUGGAGAAAGUGGGUUGUGAGAUAAUAGAAUGGAUGUCGCGCGCGAUCGGGUUUGAGAACCCGGUCAAGGAGAACCCGGCCCGUGUCUGCUCGCUGAUGUGGAUAUCCAAGGGUUGUUCCGAUGAGGGCCACGAGAGAGCGGUCACGGGGGGCGGGUUCUACCCGUUUGUAGUCGGGCUGAGCUACCAAAUUAGGACCCAGAAGUACUCUCUGUUGGCAGAUUCGGGCACGGUGACGGUGUCGCCGGAGGCCGGCUCUUUGAUGGUUGCAAUCGGCGACAUUGCUCAGGUGUGGAGCAAUGGGAAGCUGCAGAAAGUGAGAGGGAGGCCAGUGGCAUGUGGCGAGGGCGACAGCGGCGCCAUAACCAUGUCGCUGCUCGUGAGUCUUCCUCUGGAAAGCACGGUCUCUCCCCUUGUUCCUCUGGAGAAGAUCGUCGGUCAUGACCAAGAUGAUGAUGAUGAUGAUCAAGAAGAAGAAGAAGAAGAAGAAGAAGAAGAAGAUAUCAGCAAUGCGAGUGACAGAGGAAAGAGAAGAGAUGGAGAGAAGGCGAUGUUCAGAUCUUUCUCGUUCGAGGACUAUGCAUGGAGGGUUUAUCAUGAACGCCUGAUCGUUUCUUCGCCCAAAGAUCUGCUCGACGGAUACCGUAUUACCAACACUUGAGAUCGUAUCUCUUGAUUCAUGCUCUUUAUUAUUAUUAUUAUUAUUAUUUUACAUCAUUUUUUUCUUUUUUGCUCUCUUUUCGGGUUUGAUUGUUUGCCCCCUUGAAAACCCUUUUCUUGUUAUGGGAUGUUGGAGAAUGCUCUUUAAUUAGCAAAUUCGCAAUUUCCCUAAUUUUUCUAUCGAAAAA